Xyrichtys novacula (pearly razorfish) is the source of this 396-nucleotide messenger RNA. NCBI's taxonomy places the organism in Eukaryota, Metazoa, Chordata, Actinopteri, Labriformes, Labridae. The record is from the annotation of a GenBank genome assembly.
AUGUCUCGGGACGGUCCAAAACCACAGGCCCUGACACAAGCGGCGGUUCCAAAGCAGGCUGCCAAGAUCCACUGUGAGGAAUAUUCCUGUUCUUUAUCCAAGAGCGCUCCAUUAGGAUUUAUAGCAGGGGAACAUAAAGUACUCCGUAUGGAACUCUGUCCAACAGAAGGCCCAAACAGACAGAGUUAUGACAGCAGCAGUCCACCAAAGAAAGCAGUGGACUUCAACAAAACUAUUAAAAACCUUGGUUACCAAUGGUGCGUUUAUCAAAACAGUCUGACCUUAAAGGAAAAAAAAAAGAAAGAAAGAGAGAGAGAUUUGAAACGCCAAACAUCACAAAAGAAACUAAAACUUUUAAGUUAUGUCAACCUUUUUAGAAACGGUUGCUUUCUAUAA